Messenger RNA from Phialemonium atrogriseum, 2108 nucleotides. Its product is annotated as amino acid transporter. The transcript is spliced from 6 exons. Gene Ontology annotation, biological process: transmembrane transport. Gene Ontology annotation, cellular component: membrane. The record is from RefSeq and is a predicted model, not a curated record. The coding region runs from base 35 to 1744 and encodes 569 amino acids. Gene Ontology annotation, molecular function: transmembrane transporter activity. NCBI's taxonomy places the organism in Eukaryota, Fungi, Ascomycota, Sordariomycetes, Cephalothecales, Cephalothecaceae.
CCCCUCACGCCUGUCCAUAUUUCCUGGAUUAUAAAUGUCCUUCUUCCUACCGAAGGGCGUCACAGAGAAGAUUCCCUCAACAUACCGACUUGGACCGACUGCCGGCAAAAUGGAGGAGGCAGCGAGCGAACGUAGACCCUCCAACACCGCCCAGGAGCAGGACGAGAGGCGGUUGGCGCAGUUUGGGUAUAAGCAAGAGUUGAAGCGGGACUGGGGCCUGGCGCACAACUUCGGCGUCUCCUUUUCCAUCAUUUCCGUCAUCACCGGCCUUACCACCCUUUUCUCCUUCGGGUUGAAUACGGGAGGGCCAGCCGUCAUGUCUAUCGGCUGGAUUGUCGUCUCCUUCUUCACUAUCCUCGUCGCAACAGCUAUGGCCGAGAUCGUGUCAGCGAUCCCUACCAGCGGAGGUCCAUACUUCUGGGCCGCGCUGAUGGCACCGCCGCGCUACUCGGCGCUCGCCGCCUGGAUAACGGGGUGGUUCAACCUCCUUGGCCAAGUUGCAGUAACGACAGGCAUCACGUUCGGCCUGGCCAACCUGAUCGCGACGGUGGCGACGGUCAAGAACCCGGACUACGAGCCCACCCCGCCCAAGACCAUCGGCAUCUACGCCGCGCUCCUCGUCUCGCACGGCAUCGUCAACACGUUCGGCGUGCACCUGCUCAAGUACCUGAACAACUCAUCCAUCAUCCUGCACUCGGCCGGCGUCGUGUGCCUCUGCAUCGCCGUCCUCGCCAAAGCGCCCACCCACCAGCCCGCCUCCUUCGUCUUUGGCAAAUUCAACGACGGCACGGGGGUCGACGGCGCCGAGGGCUGGUCUGCCCGGGCUAGCCCGGCUUACCUCGCCUUGUGUGGCGCGCUCGUCGCGCAGUAUACCCUGACUGGGUUUGAUGCUUCAGCCCACUUGAGCGAGGAGACCAGAAGGGCGGCGUGGAGCGCCCCUAUCGGCGUCGUCUCUAGCGUGGGCUUCUCGGCCCUGUUCGGCUUCUUCGUGCUUAUGGCAUUCCUGUUCUCGAUCCAGGACUUCGAGGCGACGCUGACCAGCAAGUACCAGCAGCCGGUGCUGCAGAUCCUCGUGGACGUCGCCGGGGAGGACGGGGCGUUGGUGAUGUUUUCCCUGAUCAUAAUCUGCGUCUGGCACUGCGGCCUCUUCAGCAUGACGAGCAACAGCCGGAUGAUGUUCGCCUUCGCGCGCGACGGCGGCAUCCACCCCUUCUUCCAGGGCGUGGACGCGCGCUUCCGCUCGCCCAUCCGCGCCGUCUGGCUGGCGGCGCUGCUGGCCUUCAUCCUGGCGCUGCCGUCGCUAGGCUCGUCAGUGGCCUUCGCGGCCGCCACGUCCAUCGCCACCAUCGGCCUGUACAUUAGCUACGGCCUGCCCAUCCUCAUCGGCCUCGUCUGGCACCGCUCCUUCGUCGCCAUGAAGGGGCCCUUUGACCUCGGCCAGGCGUCGCGCCCUGUCGCCGCCGUGGCGUGCGCGUGGAUCGCGUGUAUCUCUGUCGUCUUCUGCUUGCCCACCGCUGACCCGGUGACGGAUCAGACGCUCAAUUACACUGUCGUCGCCGUGGGGAUCAUAGCCAUCGGCGCCGGCGGGACGUGGAUUUUCUGGGCGCGCAAAUGGUUCACGGGGCCUGCGGCGGAGAUCGUCGAGGCGAUGAGGCUUGGUGUCGAUGUCACCGAGCCGGGGGCGCUAGAGAGUAAGGCGCAGGAGGUGAACACCGAGACGGCCGGGCAGGGCCAGGACGAGUGAAGCGGAAGGAACCCUGUCGCCAAGGUCAUGGGUUCGGUGCAUGCCUGGUGGGGUGCGCGCUCUUGGGCCAAGAAGGGGAUAGGAUUAGACUAUUGGAGUCCAUUGGACAGGUCUGGAAAUUCGUCGAUAAGGUCCCGGGAACAAUCGUAGACCUCAUAAGCCAUUGCCUAUCCUAUGUCAAAUCCUUUUCACUUCCCUCCCCAAAGCUGACCUCAUCUAUACUGUAGCAAAUAGCCUCCUUAAACAGAUUCGCAAUGUUGCCUAUCCUUAGUCCUUACGCCCAUCAGGCCUGUCUGAGAGACACUGCGUGGUGCAUACCCCAUUGAGAUUUGUAUCAUACGACUUGCCUGACACAUAACCAAAC